Oncorhynchus kisutch (coho salmon) is the source of this 5292-nucleotide messenger RNA. RefSeq names its product zinc finger protein 704. Gene Ontology annotation, cellular component: nucleus. NCBI's taxonomy places the organism in Eukaryota, Metazoa, Chordata, Actinopteri, Salmoniformes, Salmonidae. Gene Ontology annotation, molecular function: DNA-binding transcription factor activity; RNA polymerase II cis-regulatory region sequence-specific DNA binding. The coding region runs from base 361 to 1983 and encodes 540 amino acids. The record is from RefSeq and is a predicted model, not a curated record. The transcript has 9 exons. Gene Ontology annotation, biological process: regulation of transcription by RNA polymerase II.
GCUCUCUUACGAGUUUAGAGGGAACAGUCAGGAAAACAAACAGGUCGAACGAAGAAAUAUCAGUAACCGGUCUGUUGAAGAGGUUAUUUCACGGGGAAUGGCUUGUUUUCAUGCAUUUGUUAAUCCAUGCAUGUAGCUUUUUCUACACAUAUUCGUGCUUUCGAAUAUCGUUAGUUUUGACCCGUGCUAGCAGCAGAGUAUGUUGCCGCUUUCUAACAUUUGGUUAGGGUUUAUGGAGCACGUAGUCUAUCCGCUGCGGUGUUGUGUUUUUCAUGUCAGUGUUUAUCAAUUCUAACUCGACGUCCAUAGAUAGACAUUGACCACAUUCCGCUUUAAAUUCGGUGCUAUAAAUUGAUCGCUAUGCAUACGAGGCGUUUAGUGAAGCGUUCAAUCCUGGGGAGCCGGGUGUAUGCGCCGAGUCCGACUGGGGACGGGGCUCCGUUGACAGGACUGGUACAGGCUGUCAAGCAGGAAAACAGAGACGUUUCAACCGGACCUCGGCGUAACGUCUACACGGUACUAAUGCAAGACGGAAGCCUGAAAGAAUUCUCCGAGGACGAGAUAGCCGUGGGCUUCAACCAAACGACCGCGAAAGGACCGCUCAAAUCCAGCUUGAAGCAGAGCUCCAGUAACGGCCGGGGGGACGGGACUCCACACCAGGGCCAGAACGGGGAGGCCAACUCCCUGAGCCCAGAUGCGGUGGAGGGGGAGCGGGCAGUGGAUGGCAGGAGGACAGGGCGCACCUUGGAGGGUCCUGAGAGGGACCACACCCGCUCUGUCUCCCUGCUGGACCAGAAACGUAAGGUGGUGUCAUCCAGCAUCGAUGUGCCCCAUGCCAGGAAGUCAGAGGAGGAAGUGGACAUGGACAAGGUGACAGCUGCCAUGGUUCUGACCAGCCUGUCCAGCAGUCCACUGGUCAGGAGCCCCCCAGUUAAAGUCAGCGAGGGUCUGAAUGGCUCGUGGAAGGAGAGUGGUGGGGGCUUCACCCCCUCCAGUUACAGCAGUAGUGGCUAUUGGAGCUGGAGUGGCCCUAGUGACCAGUCCAACCCGUCCACCCCCUCCCCACCGCUAUCUGCAGACAGCUUCAAGCCCUUCCGCAUGUCCAGCGUCAACGGCCCGCCCCCCGACGACGCCAUCGACGAACAGGAUGGCAGCAGCCUGCUCUUCGACGAGCCAAUCCCACGCAAGCGCAAGAACUCCAUGAAGGUGAUGUUUAAGUGUCUGUGGAAAAACUGCGGGAAGGUUCUGAGCACGGCUGCUGGGAUACAGAGACACAUCCGGACCGUUCACCUGGGGCGUAACUGUGACUCUGACUGCAGUGACGGAGAGGAGGAUUUCUACUACUCGGAGAUCAAACUCAACACAGACUCAGUUGCUGACGGUCUGAGCAGCCUGUCCCCCGUCUCCCCCUCCGUACUCUCCCCCAUCUCUCCCCCCCAUGACCACCACAGACGACCCCCUGCAGAGGGCAGCAACGGGACCAAUGGGAACAAGGAUAAUCACAGCCACACCCACUCCAACAGCACGCCCCUCAGUCGCUCUGCCCCCAGCGCCCUCUACCUCAUCCACGCAGAGCACGCUUACCAGGCCACAGCUCCAGUCACCAUCCCCUUCUCUGGCUCUGCUGCCUCAGGCUCUGCUGCCUCAGGCUCUGCUGCCUCAGGCUCUGCUGCCUCAGGCUCUGCUGCCUCCACCUCCUUCACCCCCAGCAGCAGCUCGACCUUCAGUAUCUCCUGGCAGUCACCUCCUGUCACCUUCACUGGCACUGCUGCAUCUCCCACCCACAGUCGGACACAGAGCUUUGGGGAGCAGCGGUCCCAGACAAUAGCAGUCCUCUCCUCCCCUCCUAGAGCCACUGGCUCACUCAGCCGUAAGUCCCGUGGCGAGGGUAAGAAGUGUCGUAAAGUGUACGGAAUGGAGAACAGGGACAUGUGGUGCACUGCCUGCCGAUGGAAGAAAGCCUGCCAGAGAUUUACCGACUGAACCAACCCAGCAACCGACCAACCGUGAGGGUUCCCCGUGGCAACCAGGGGCGUUCCUUUCUGUUCCCGUCCUACGCAUGCGUUGUCACUCCAAAACCAACGUUGUCACACCCUUCUACAGUCCUGGUCCACUCCACCCCAACCAUAACCCGACCCCUCCUGACCCACCCCAGCAGGACCAAGGGGGUGGAGCCUCCUACUGUUCUGAGUAUAUCCCAAGCUAACUCCAGCUCCCUCCCAAGACUUCCAACCGGGGAACAAAAAUAACCUCGGACCUAAUUGUCAGGUCAGCCAUGAAGGGACCAGAAAAGAGGCACAUUUUGUUCCAGAACGUCUCAGUAUUUUUUUUAAAAUUGAGAAUGGGCUUUUUUUUUUGCUUUGAGAGAAGGUCAUAAUAAAAAGAGAACAGGGAAAAAUCAUUGUUUCCCAUGUAGACUCCUUCUUUCCCCACUGGCCUGCUUCUUCUACUGGGUGCUCUGGAUCUCUACAACCACAGGCCCCCUCUCUUCCCCGUCCUCACCCCAGGGAAUGUAUCUUGUGUCUGGACUCGGCAGGGGGAAGAGGGAGGGGUGGAUAGCACCCCCUAGUGGGGUUAAAUGGAUCAAUGCAACAACAGCAAAAAUACAAAUACACAUUCGGGGUGCAGAACAGACCAACCUUGCCAGCAGCAAUGAGCCCUACACCCCAACACUGCAUCACAACCGCAACACAGGACCACACAGUUUUCUAUCUACAUUUUAUAUAUAUAUAUCCAGUUGACUGAAGCUAAAAAGGGUCAUUUUCUUUCAGGGAGUGUUGAUCAAAAGAAAGGAAACAUUUCAAUAUAGUUAUUUACAGUGAGGGUUUUGGUCACAUGAUAUUUACUUGCAACCAAAAAGGUUAUUAUAAAAAAAAAUGUAGGUGCCAUUUUCCCUAAUGUUGUUAUUUCUCUGUAUCUAUUCUUCUUGGUGUAUUGAAAGCACAAAAGGACUGUUUUUGCUCACUAAGAACUCAAAACAUUACACCCCUCCCACACACUUUGGGGCAAAACAAUCAACCGACUUAAAAUGGGUCUGCAUACAAGUUCCCCUCUUCUUCCAUCCGGAGUUAGUUCCUAUUUCUAACGGUUUGUUUACGGGCGCCAUACUUUACCAAAGCCCGUAGGUCCCCAAAGCCCGUAGGUCCCCAAAGCCCGUAGGUCCCCAAAGCCCGUAGGUCCCCAAAGCCCGUAGGUCCCCAAAGCCCGUAGGUCCCCAAAGCCCGUAGGUCCCCAAAGCCCGUAGGUCCCCAAAGCCCGUAGGUCCCCAAAGCCCGUAGGUCCCCUAUCCACUCAAUUUUCCCUUUCCUUUCCAAUACCAAAAGUGAAGCAAGAACUUUUAUUGUAUGUGUGUGACGUGCAUGAACAGUUGUAAAGGCGGAUCCUGUUGGGUCGGGGUGAACAUCUCACUCUCUCUCACCCUACUGACCUUCCAGGUCUGAGAGAAUAGUGGUGAAGUAAGCAUGGUAACAUCACCUGUACCAUACUGUGGCCGGUCCAGCCCAGACCUCCUUGUUGGAAAAUGGGAGAUUUCUUUAACUCGGCACACUGCACUCACUCCAGCUCGGCCAGCACAUCACUCUAUGGGCUUCAUAAGUAGGAAGAAACUGUGUGAUUGAUGGGUGGCAGAGGCCGGUCCACUGGUGCAGCUACCUGAUUGGUUAUGUGGACCUGGCUGUCCCCACCCACUCCACUUCCUCCUGAUGAGACUGGCCACCUGGUUGGCUUGGACGCGGGAGGUUGACUCACUUUGAAAGGGACAUUACUGUAUGUGGUAGAUUAUGAACUCUUAUGGAAUCACUCUGUUGUCAGCUAGCUAGUUCUCUCUGUCUGUCUGCUCAGACACUCUGGCUGUUCUAAGGCUGCGCACCGCAAGCCUUCUUCCAAAGUGUGGACUUGCACAUUUCCGGUCAUGGAUUUAACAAUGGUGUGAACUCUCUCCUGACAGUUUUUUACACCAAUCCUAUGCUUUUAAAUCCAUGAAUCCAUGAAUGCACAUUUCGGGACACAGCCUGAAACUCUUAUAUGAAGGUCAAUAUAACAAGGUGAAAGAAGUCAACACACAGUCCAACACCAGCUAUAUAAACACACUAGUAAUCCCGCUCUGUUCACAACCCAGAUUCCUCCGGGAUUAUUUAGCCUUUAUUUCUCUCAACCCUUUUCUAUUUUUGUCUUUUUAUCAGAAUGUUUAUGUAGAUGGAGCUCUGAUUUGAGUGUUUAUUAAAUUAAAUGUUAUCCACUUUAAAAAUCUAUCCUCCACCCAAUGGACGAGUUCAGUAUAACGCCAAGAAGGGUGACCAUAGUUUAAGUGUUGUAUCAUUCAUUCAAGUGUAGGCUAAACCAAUGUUGUCGACAUGGUAUGGCCUCGGUCGCACAUUCAAAGUCACUGUGCUUUUAAAUCAUGUCAUUGGAGUUUCUGCAAGAUUAAACUAUAUUUAGAUCAGUGAUGGGCACCUGGUAGCCCACUGCCCCCCUUCUGAAGGACCUCGGAUACAUUUUUGGGGGAACUCAGUCGGGUCUCAACUUACUGUUGAGAGUUAGAAUAGUAGAAUACACCAGGUGCAAUUUGUGGUUGUGCAUCAGCAGCUUCUCUCUUGUUAUGUCAGUCACUCAGUCACUCAAUUAGCCCAUAUCAGCUCAAAUGUUUAGCGGACAGUUAUCUAGACUUGUUAUCAUGGUGGAAUUACUGGCCGGGGGCCCCUCCAUUGAUUUUGUUAGUCAGUCUCACUCAGAUAUAUCAUAUUAAAUCCUGCAAACAUUUCUCUCCACCCCAUGGCAAAAUGUCUAGAAUUGCAGGAAAUUAGAUGCAAAACAUCAAAAUCUUCUCUUGGCCCAUGGCAAAUGUCUAGAAUUGCACGAAACUCACAUUUUAAAAAAUCUCUCUCCUCUGUCAAGAAUGUUUUGCUCACGGUGUGGAGGGGUAUGGAUGUGUGUACGCAGACCCCCCACCAUCAUCAUCGUUGCCCAUCCCUGACCCAGAUGAUCUAAAACUGCCAUUUUAUUAUGUCAAUGGAUUGUUGUUUAAAAAAGACUCUUGUACACAUGCUUACGGAGGAACAGAUGGAUCUGUCUGUUCUACUGCUAAAGGAAGACUGUGGUUAUUGUAACCCUGCAGCUCUUAGGAGAAUACUGUCAGCUUGUUUUGUUACAGUAGGUGAACCCCACAACCUAAUCUCUCUCUCUCUGUCUCUCUCUCUCACACACACACACACACACUGUAACCCUCUAUAAUAUCUAUCUGCCAGUGUCAUUUAGCAGUUGGAGAAAGACACCUGAUUAAAAACAUUUGUCUUA